This is a messenger RNA of Diabrotica balteata, 522 nucleotides long. The record is from the annotation of a GenBank genome assembly. NCBI's taxonomy places the organism in Eukaryota, Metazoa, Arthropoda, Insecta, Coleoptera, Chrysomelidae.
AUGAAAAAGCAAAUAAACCUGAUGAAAUUCCUACAGAACUGUUGAAGCUUUUAAAUGAUAAAUCCGUAACCAUAAUAUUACAUCUAUUCAAUACAAUAUACAGUACUGGUAUAAUACCUCAAGAAGGGUUGCUGUCUACAUUUGUCACCAUACCCAAGAUAACUAAGGCAACGCAAUGUUCAGAUCAUCGAAAAAAUCUCCUUGAUGAGUCACCUGCUUAAAAUAUUUCCUAGAGAUCAUCCACAACCGAAUCUGUCAAAAGUUAGAUAUCGAUAUUUACGAUACACAGAUGGGAUUCAGAAAAGGAUUAGGUACAAGAGAAGCACUCUUUGUCUUAAAUGUCCUAACACAGAAAUGUCUAGAUAUUAACCAAGAGGUGCAUGCCUGCUUUAUAGACUUUGAAAAGGGCUUUGACAAAGUAUGCCACAAUCAAGUCAAAGAAAUCCUGGAAGGUAAGAACAUCUACACCAGAGACAUACAAAUAAUAUUAAAUCUGUACUGAAAUCAGCAAGCUAAUAUAAA